Messenger RNA from Pelagomonas calceolata, 2343 nucleotides. The record is from the annotation of a GenBank genome assembly. Lineage: Eukaryota; Pelagophyceae; Pelagomonadales; Pelagomonadaceae.
GUUGGUGGCUGAUUAGGCGCACAAAACUGGCCAAAACUGCACGAAAAUGCCUGCGAGACGCUGCCCGCGCACGCUGGCGCUCCUCCUUGCUGCGGCCGCGCCGGCCGCGGUGAGCAGCGAGGCCGCGCACGAGUGGGCUGGUCCACAGCCUGCGUCCAAAGGAAACAAACCAACGCGCGCGCGUCCCCGGCCUCACCGCAGCCGCGACGCAGGCAUCUUUAAAUUUAAUGCCGGCGAGACCUACACCUGGCGGGCGCAGAAGGUGCGCGCCGGCGUCCCCCCGCGCCGGGCUCGCUCAGCUCGACCCCCCCGCAGGCCGCCGGCUACGAGUGGGCGGGCGUUUUCGACCUGACGCCCGGCCACAAGUACGCGUGGAUCGCGCAGAAGACGGACGGUAAAUACGUGGACGACUCGAUGGAGCUCUUCAUCAAGGAGGUGACCGCGAACACCGAGGAGGCCGUCAAGGCCAACGACGACGCCCACUACGAGAACCUGAAGGACUACGCCGACCCGGCGAUGAAGAUCGUCGUGAUGGCGGUGACGCCGGCGAGCGAGUCCGAGGACCACCUCGGGAAGGCGCUCGAGGGCGCCGAGGCGGCCGCCACGACCGCGCUCGAGGCGGCGUCGUGCGCGACGGUGGCCGCCGGCGGGUCCGUGGCAACCGACGGCACGUGCAAGCAGCUGACCUUCGACGCCGCCGCGGUGGAGACGACGUUCACGAUGGCCGCGGACGGCUACGUCGCCAUCUUCGCGGAGCACGUGCCCAUCGAAUUCGAACACAACAAACACUACCUCCAGGACUCCAACGACGUUGAUGUGGAGCCGCUCUUCGAGGAGGGCGGCGGCGGCGGCCACUCCCACGGGCACCGCCGCCUCAGCGCCAACAACACCUGCGUGGACGUCCACUCGAGCGAGCCCAUCGCGUUCGGUACGUGCAACAAGCUCAUCUUCGACACGAACCUCUACACCUCGACCUACCUCCUGGAAGUGCCCACCGGCGGCUCGGGCAAGUACGGCUUCUACGCGCAGCACUUCCCCAUCGAGUUCGAGCUCGACAGCCACUACCUGAAGGACGACCACGGCGACGACGUCGAGCCGGUCCUCGAGGUCCCCGCCGGGCCGCCGGAGACGGAGCUGUCCUUCGACGAGGGCUACGCGUGGCGCCACUCGAUGCUCGCGACGUUCAUCGUGCUGCUGUGCACCUUCGCCGGCGCGCUGUCGCGGCUCGCGCUCAAGGACGCGAUCGUGCGCGCGCGCGCGAUCAUCCCCUUCGCGAGCGCCAUGGGCACGGGCGCGCUCUUCGGCUGCGCGGUUUUUCUGAUGAUGAUCGAGGGCAGCCACCUCGUGGGCGCGCGCUGGCCCGGCGAGGUCGACGUCGUCUGGCGCUGGGGCACGGCGGUGCUCGGCGGCUACCUGCUCGGGCUGCUGACCGAGCUCGCGUUCCCGCGCGAGGUCAAGGGCCUGGGCAGCGCGCUCAAGGCCGCCGAGGCGACGCCGGCCGACGCGAAGGACGUCGGGGUGGACGAGGCGGCCGUCGCCGAGGCGGAGGAGGCGGCGCCGGACUACGCGUUCUGCUUCAACAUCUUCUUCGGCGACUUCCUGAGUGGAAAUCAACCAGUGCGUCGGGUUCACUAAGUCAUUUCUCGGCGAUGACGCGGCCGUCUUGGCUCGGUCGAGCGGCGAGGAACCGGCAUCGCCACGCCAUCGAGCAGGCGUCGCAUCGAUGGCGUGGAGGUCGACGCGAAGAUUCAGCACGAACGCGCCGUAAAAUUUUGAUUUCCACACAGGCGACUUCUGGCACAACUUCGUCGACGGCAUCUUCAUCGCCCACUCGUUCCUGCGGUGCGAGAGCGGCCAGGGCUGGGUCGUGACGGCGGGUACAAUUUAUCACGAGCUCGUCCAGGAGUUCGGCGACUUCUUCCUGCUCGUCGGGCCCGGCGGCCUCACGGUGCCCCAGGCCUGCGCCGUGAAUUUUGUGUCCGGCGUGUCGGUCAUGAUCGGCGCCAUGUGGUACCUCUGGCUCGAGCCCGGCAUGGGCACGCAGGGCAUCCUGCUCGCCUUCUCCGCGGGCGUCUACACGUACGUCGCGUGCACCGAGGCCGCGGGCGAGAUUCUCCACGAGGUCGGCCGGCUCUCGCCCGCGAAGCGGAUGGGGCUCGUCGCCUGCUUCGCCCUCGGCGCGAUCGGCAUCGGCCUCAUCCUCCUGGACCACGAGCACUGCGGCGUCAAGGUCGCCGACGGCGAGGCCGACCCGCACGCCGGCCACAACCACUAAGUCCCCCUCUCCGAGGCGGCGCCGCGACCGACGCUGACCCCCCUCCCCCUAAGUCUCAUGCCAGCCAA